AUGCUCCGCUUGACUGCAGGGCGCGUGGGAAGCCUCCUGACCAGGCGCGCGACCGCGGCCUUAUCCACUAGUAGCGCGAGGAUGGCAAGCCACGGUCACGAGGUGUCAGAGACUGUGGACAUGUCUCAGCCAUUGUACUGGGACCGUCUGGACACUCCACUGCCUGACAGACCCUUCAAAGAUAUUGUGUCUGCUGCUGACAAGAGUCUGAAACAGAAGGAGAAGGGACCCUGGAGCCAGCUGACCAAAGAGGAGAAGAUUGCCUUGUAUCGGCUGAUGUUCUGUCAGACCUACGCAGAGAUGAAGAAGCCGUCAUCAGAGUGGAAGACCGUCAUGGGUGGCAUCUUCAUCUUUCUGGGCUUUACUGGUCUGGUGGUCUGGUGGCAAUCAAUAUACGUCUACCCUCCUCGCCCCAGGACUUUUGAUCCAGAGUGGCAGGCCAAACAGGUUAAGAGGAUGUUAGACAUGAGGGUCAACCCUGUCGAAGGCUUUGCCGGCAAGUGGGACUAUGAGAAGGGCCAGUGGAAGUAAAAGCAGAGGGGCUGCCGCAGAAGUGGCACAGCAUUUGGACCCGUUACACCAGACCAGUAUGGAUUUGUACUCCGAGGCUGCUGUUAACGUAGUAAAAUGUGUGUGUUUUAGCAGUGUAACCACUAUAUAUGCUGAGCUAAUCCAACGUCCUCAUCUCUGGGGUAACUUUAUAUUCUGUGUCACUUCUGCUCAGUCUAUAAUAUCAAAUCACUGAAACCGUCAUCGUGGUGGUAACCAUCCGUCCUCUUGUAACCAUAAUAAAGUUUUGGUUAUUUCUCCAACCACACUUUUCUGUUAUUUUGUCAUAUGUCUGAUCAGUGCCUCAUGUGAUUGCUUCUCUAGAGGAAAAAUCAAUAUUGCUUUGACAAAUUAAUGGAUAAAAUGUGACUGUAUGAAGAAAAUAUUUAAACAAGUAAUAAAAUAAAACACCACUGAA
Molecule: messenger RNA, 967 nt
Organism: Sphaeramia orbicularis (orbiculate cardinalfish)
Lineage: Eukaryota; Metazoa; Chordata; Actinopteri; Kurtiformes; Apogonidae
Gene: cox4i2
Product: cytochrome c oxidase subunit 4I2
Exons: 4
Coding region: 1-531 (176 amino acids)
Biological process (GO): mitochondrial electron transport, cytochrome c to oxygen
Cellular component (GO): respiratory chain complex IV
Source: RefSeq, a predicted model, not a curated record